UCAACAUGGUGUUGCCGAAGUGUGUGUGGUGAGUGAAGAUCAAUCUUCCGGUUUCUUGUGGCUGUCUAGACCUUUCAGCCAUGGAUGAACGUGUACGUGAGCUAGAGACGAUGGUGGUGGACUCCAAGUCGGCGCUGUUUGCGGACAGUUUGUUGGACUCACUGAUAGCGCUAGUUCUAGACUGUAAUAUUCCGAGUCUCCGGCGUAACAGGAACGUAGAGAACUUUCUCGCCCGUUACGAGGAGUCGGUUGAGCGGGUGAAGAAUGCUCGAGUGAAGGCAGAAGAUUUCAGUAAAGUGAAGGUUAUUGGUCGUGGAGCGUUCGGGGAAGUCCAACUGGUGAGGCAAAGGAGUACGAAAAAGGUGUUUGCAAUGAAAACAUUGAGCAAGUUUGAGAUGAUCAAACGGUCAGACUCAGCUUUCUUCUGGGAGGAACGCGAUAUUAUGGCUCAUUCGGACAGUCUCUGGAUUGUUCCUCUCUACUAUGCCUUUCAAGAUGCCACUCAUUUGUAUAUGGUCAUGGAGUUCAUGCCAGGUGGUGACUUUGUUAACUUGAUGAGUAAUUAUGACAUUCCUCAUGAAUGGGCACAGUUUUACACUGCUGAAGUUGUACUAGCUCUAGAGGCUGUUCACAGUAUGGGAUAUGUUCAUAGAGAUGUCAAGCCAGAUAACAUGCUCUUGGAUGAGAAGGGACACUUGAAAUUGGCUGACUUUGGGACUUGUGUGAGAAUGGAUGAAGAUGGACUUGUGAGAUCAGAUACUGCUGUGGGAACACCUGACUACAUCUCACCUGAAGUGUUACGAUCUCAAGGUGGAGAUGGUUGUUAUGGUCAAGAGUGUGACUGGUGGUCGUUAGGAGUUUUUCUGUACGAGAUUCUUGUAGGUGAUACCCCAUUUGCAGCUGAUUCUCUAGUUUUAGUUUAUGGCAAGAUAAUGGACCACAAAAACUCAUUGCAGUUUCCAGAUGAUGCAGGACUGAAGAAGACUGCAAUAAACUUCAUUUCAGCUCUAAUAAAAGAAAGAGAAGAGAGACUCGGUCGAAAUGGCUUGAAUGAGAUCAAAGAUCAUCAAUUCUUUGUGAACACUAAAUGGACGUUUAAUAACAUCAGACAAACUGUUGCACCUGUUGUACCAGAAUUGGGUGGUGAUACAGAUACAAGACAUUUUGAUCUUCUCGAUGACGAUGAAAUAGGAUCACAAGAAACGUUUCCAGUUCAAAGAGCUUUUGCAGGCAACCACCUUCCAUUUAUUGGAUUCACAUUUUCAAAGACUUACAGGCUGUUCAGCAGUCAUCAACCAGAAACAGGAGGAGAACCUCAAAAGGAAGGAAGCACAACUGCUAAUGUGCAUGCAAAGAUCGAAUCUCUAGAGAAACAAUUGAAAGAAGAGAAGGAUAACAGAACAGGAGUUGAAAUGGACAAAAAAUCUCUUGCAAGCCAAUUAGAAAAAUCAAGCAAGGAAGUUGAUGCACUAACAGCAGUACGGAAGAAACUAGAAAGUGACAAACUGGAACUGGAUAGAAAUGUUAUAGAGUUGAAGCUUGAAGCUGCUGCUGCUAAAGAUCUUCGGAAACAGGUUGCCAAUGAAAGGCAGUUGCGACAACCAUUGGAAUCUCAGAUUGAGGAGUUACGAAACAAAUUAGAUGUAGAGACAGCAGCCAAAAGUGAGAUAGCAAACAGCACAAAGAACUUGACAUCAUUACAGAAAAAGAUUGCAUCUCUGGAGUCUCUGCUGAAGAUGAAAGAAAAAGAAAAAGAUAAAUUAACUUCGGAUUUGAGAUAUGCUGAAACAGAACUGGACAGGGCUGAUGCUGAGUGUAGUGAACUUAAACACAGUCAGACACGAUUAGGAAGAGAGAAGGCAAAGCUGGAGGCAGAGUUGAAUACUGCUAAGGCGUCAUUGGACAAGGAGAAGGCCUAUCAGUCAGGACUGAUAAACUCAAACUCUCGCCUUGAAGGUGAGGUAAAGUCUCUUCAGGAUGAAAACGAGUCUCUUGAGAAACUGGCAAGUGAAGGAGGAGAAACUCAAAAGAAACUGGAGCAUGAGAUGAAAGCAAUUGUGAAAGACAACAAGAGGAAAGAACAUGAACUACAUACUCUUAGGCAGCAGUUGCAACAGCUAGAAGCUAACCACAAAGCUGAUAUUGAAAGACUAAGACAUGAGAAACGAAGAGCUGGCAAGCAUGGAGGUGUUGACCAAGAAGGAAGUUCUCUGACAGUUCAGCUGCAAGAUGAAAUUGCUCGGAGACUACAGUAUGAGGAGAGAGCAGCCAAAGCAGAGUGUGAACUUUCAGACAAGGCAGUAGACUUGCAACAUGCUCAGGAAAGCUUAACCAAGGCUGAAGACUUGGCAUCUGCGGCACAAAAGAAGGUGCAAGAUAUGACAAGGAGACAUGAAAGAGAAAUGAGGGAAUACAGUAAACUCCGGACUGAGGCAACAAAACAAUAUUCUAUGGUAGAGGAACUGAGAAGCAAACUGAAAGAGCUUGAGCAGGAACUUCAAGAGUCUCGGGAUGAAAGAGAUGCAGUCAAAUCUGAACUAUUGCAUUUGAAACGUACUAGCAAGGUUCAUAUGGAAGUACAACAGAAGCUUGAUGAUGAAAUGUCAUAUUCGGCUUCAAUAAAGAGCCAGUUGAUGGAACAGAAGGAAAGGUCUGAUCAGACAGAAGCUACUGUCAAUGAACUGAGGCACACACUGUCAAGAGUUCAAACUGAAAAAGACACACUAGCUCUUCAGUUGGAUAUGGCUAAUUCUAAUGUGGAAAAUCUGGUAAAAGCAAAGCAUCAUGCAGAGUCAAAACAAUCUGAGAUGGAGCGUGAGAAGAUGAUGAUUGAACUUGAACUGAAAGAGAACAUUCAGCGGCACAGAAUAGAACAGCAGGAAACUAGACAGAUGCUUUUACAAGCAGAAGAGAAGAUUGGCGUUGUGCAAAAGAAGUCAGAAAAACUAAGAGAAUUGCAGGCUGCAAUUGACAAUCUUAAUGAACAGAUAGAGACAAUGGAGAAUGAACGUGUAGCUACUCAGAAUAAAAUGAAACUGGAACAACUUCUAAAGGAAACUGCAGUUGCAAAACUGACUGAAGUGAUGCAGAAAAAAGAUCCUCGUAGUCGACCAGAAGGACCUAAAUCAGACUUAAGGAAGAAAGAGAGGGAGUUACGAAAGUUAAAGAAAGACAUUGAACAGGAGAGAGAAAAAUAUGCUAGAAUGGUUACCAGAUAUCAAUCAGAUCUGUCAGACAUACAAGCUCAAGUUACCGAAGAGCAGCAACAAAGACAAUCUUUGCAGAUUGAUCUUGAAAAUCGAGAGUCUGAGAUUGAGAAGCUGAAGUUGUUGGUAAGAAGCACUGCAAAUGAGAGAGAUGGACCAGGAGUAGAUCUCCAGUUUUCUAAAGAUCAAAGGUUGGAAAGUGUUAUGCAAAUACCGAAAGCAAAAAAUAUUCGCAAACAUGGCUGGAAAGACCAGUAUGUUGUAGUUGAUUAUGAUGAGAGAAGAGUAUUGUUUUAUGAGAAAGAAGAGGAUCAAGCACCUCAAUUAGCAAUUGAUUUUGAGCAACUUGUUAAAGUGUGUUCUGUCAGCCCUGGUGAUCCACAAGUUUCUCGGGUAUUGGCGAGAGAUAUUCCGUAUAUAUUCCAAGUUGGUUAUACUCCAUUGGAUCAAACUCACACACCCAGGAGAGAAGCAGCUGAGGACUCAAAUUUUUUUGCUCGUCUCUUUCCAAAAGAUGAUCUUCGUGACAGCACUUUGCUAGUGAAAGCCAGGACAAAUGAAGAACGUGACUACUGGGUAACACGCUUGAGUCGACUGGGAACACGACGAGAGCCUUCUAGUGGAACACAUUUAGUUCCUAACAGUUCUCCUUCUCCUGCAAGUGCAAGAAGAUUUCCGCCAUCUGAUUCACAUGUAUCUCAUGGUGAUGGAUCGCAACCGCUAUCAGACAAAGUUUGAGGUACACAGGCUGUAUGUAAUGUGCCUCUACUGUCAGCCUUGUAGAGGUCUGUGGGCUGUUGUACUAGCAUCAAUGUAUGAAUGCAUGCUCGCUGACAGCUAUUAGAAAUCCAGUUGUUACAACUCAAAUAGAAUGACCUUAACUGUAUAGGUAGUGUUUGCUCCAGUUGUUUAAUUAAAUAGAGUGGAGUAAGUUACUUGUA
Messenger RNA from Corticium candelabrum, 4147 nucleotides. Its product is annotated as rho-associated protein kinase 2-like. Bases 81 to 3944 code for a protein of 1287 amino acids. The record is from RefSeq and is a predicted model, not a curated record. NCBI's taxonomy places the organism in Eukaryota, Metazoa, Porifera, Homoscleromorpha, Homosclerophorida, Plakinidae. Gene Ontology annotation, molecular function: ATP binding; Rho-dependent protein serine/threonine kinase activity. The transcript is spliced from 38 exons. Gene Ontology annotation, biological process: embryonic morphogenesis; peptidyl-threonine phosphorylation; regulation of cell junction assembly. Gene Ontology annotation, cellular component: cytoplasm; cytoskeleton.